Sander lucioperca (pikeperch) is the source of this 1355-nucleotide messenger RNA. RefSeq names its product STN1 subunit of CST complex (gene stn1). Gene Ontology annotation, molecular function: single-stranded telomeric DNA binding. Gene Ontology annotation, biological process: DNA replication; double-strand break repair via homologous recombination; nucleotide-excision repair. The transcript is spliced from 10 exons. NCBI's taxonomy places the organism in Eukaryota, Metazoa, Chordata, Actinopteri, Perciformes, Percidae. The coding region runs from base 173 to 1228 and encodes 351 amino acids. The record is from RefSeq and is a predicted model, not a curated record. Gene Ontology annotation, cellular component: site of double-strand break; DNA replication factor A complex; CST complex.
CCAUUGCGAAACACGAACGCGCUGUACAAAAGUUAAGGACAGUAAAAUAAUACAACGCUUUUAAACAUUGACAUUUUUUUUUCAUGUUAUAAUGCAACUGGGACCUUUCUGACAAGUGCAUAUAUAAUGUGCCACCGCAGCUACGGUGGAUCCAGCGGAAGAGACCCCAUCGAUGUUGUGGGGGCUGGACCCGGUCUUUUCUGCCUUCGCCAGGCUGUACGUCAGAGACAUCCUGCAGAUGACAGAGUCCACACAGGUGCCAGGUAUUUACUUCUACAACUCCCAUCCGAUCUAUAAAGUUGAUGUACUUGGGACAGUGGUAUACAAGAGAGAAAGAGACGACUUCUUUUGUUAUGGAGUGGACGACGGUACUGGUGUAAUAAACUGCCUAUGCUGGAAAAAUGACCUGUUGAAAGAGGAGGCGAAUCCUACUAAAUCAGGGGGAAAACACAGCGAUGGGGCUAAGGGAGGCUUCAACCCAGCCACUGAACUGGAGAAGCUGAGACAGGCCCAGCAGAGCCGCUGCCAUCUGGAGAUUGGAGAGCUGCUCCGAGUCAGAGGGCCGGUGAAGACGUCGAGGCAGCAGAGAGAAAUCAUGGCCUCCACUUACUAUAAAGUGAACGACCCGGUGAUGGCGGUCCAGAUAGCGUGGAUGAUGGAGGUUCCUCAGCUCUACAGACAGUGCUAUGACAAACCCCCCCAGCUGCAGCCUACUGCAACAGGUGCCUCAGGCAUCAGUUCCCUCAGCAAGGCGACGAAUACCAUCAAGGAUUUCUUAAAGCAGACGUCGGUGAGCAGGUUCAGACCCUAUGAUGUCCAGGACCUCCUGCAGCCUCUCAUCUCCAGCCAGCCUCAAACAGCAUCAGCAGACCAGGAGCCUGUGGCGGGUCCAUCUGCAUGCCAGCAGCUCCGCCAGCUCCUGAAGGAGGCGCUGGAAAUUUUACAGGACGAGGGCAUUGUGUACCGCAAAGUCAAAUCCCAGGACGAAGUCUAUCACGUGACUGCACAUGACACAGAUCUACGCAUAGUCGUCAAAGACAUUAUCAGGGAGGACUCAAAGAGAGAGAAGUAUGCAGAGAAGGGUUGCCACAUCCUGCACAUCCUGUCUGCAGUCAGGCAGCACUACAGCCUCAACGUGAGCAAAGAGGCACUGGAGCUGGUCCUCAAAUCACUGGAGUGCAACAGUGACAUCGUCAGCACCAGCGACAGCCAUUACACUGUGUUUUAACUUGAGCCCAGUGGAGUCAGGAACCCAGUAUUACUGUAUAUAUACUCCGUGUAGAGUGGCUUAUUGCUCCUAAAGUGAGCGUCCCAUAUGUUUACGUUUAUUGUUUAAGUACAAUCAUGCCAUUUGA